Messenger RNA from Durusdinium trenchii, 1818 nucleotides. The record is from the annotation of a GenBank genome assembly. Lineage: Eukaryota; Dinophyceae; Suessiales; Symbiodiniaceae.
AUGGCCUUAUUGCGGUUGCGUACGGGAGGCGAGUGCAGAAACCUUGACAUCGACCGUACUCCUAUGUACAAUGCCGCAGUUGCAGCGCUUGAGACUGCCCCCCAGCGCUGGCGGCUCGCGACCGCUUUGUGGGGCGAGUGUUCUCGAAUGAUCAACACCACCAAUGCAGUGGCUACAGCGAUGAAAAGCACUAUGCUGUGGGAAGAAGCCUUGUCCGUCUACGUGCGUUCGGAAUCUUUGGGGAUGCAAUUGGAUGUCGUCAGCCACAAUAUUUUGCUUGCAUCAUUUGCCGCUGAAUGCUGCACAUGGACAAGGAUUCUUGCCCAGUGGGCGCGACGGUUUGAUCUCCAAGAUAUUGUGUCGCUAAAUUCUGGGUUGAGCACACUAGGUUCAAAAGCUCAGUGGGGCAGCUGCUUGCUGUUGCUACGGGAUUCUCCAUCUGAAAGAGUGGAGAUGGACUCAUUCGCAACCACAUCAGCGAUCGCAGCUCUGCGCGAUUGCCGGUGGCGUUUGAGCCUGGAGUUCCUGGUGAAUUCAAAAGCGGCAGAGGAUCUUAGCAUUCGAACCUGCAACUCCGCGAUUGCUACAACCCAAAGACAACUGGCAUGGCAUUGUUCUUUGCAACUCUUUGAGAUGCUUCGACAGACAUCGCAGCAACCAAACCUGGUGUCCUUCAAUUCGCUUCUGACUGGAGAAGGAAGUGCCGGCAGGUUUUGGCGGUGGGAAGCUGCAAUUCAGACGUUCGAGACAGGCAGUGAGCUGGGAGUCGAUCUCUUCACACUGGCCUCGCUAUCAGCUAUCCUCCAGGGCUUUGCUAGAUGGGAGCAAGCAUUGCAACUGGUUCAAGCACAUGGUGUUGCAGGUACGGCUGCAUCUCAAGAUUCUCAGCAAGAUGCUUCAAGUGCUCCCAUGCUGCAAGCCACGCUGGGUGCUUCGGAACGUGCUCGCUGCUGGGAGCGCACCUUGGAUUUGCUUUGGUGGACAAAGGCCUUUGGGCUCGAAACUGUGGCUUCACACGCGGCGGCUGCGUCAGCUCUGUCUGAUGGCAGGCAGUGGCGGCUCGCAUUAGGGUGCAUGUAUUUGGCUCCAGCGCGGGUGCUGGUGGCAACUAACGCAGCCAUUACUGCGCAUGCAAGAGGUCGGAAGUGGACACUAGCCAUCGAAACUCUGCAAUCUUUAGCAUUGCUGAAGCUGGAGGCUGAUAGUUUCACUGGCACCUCUGCAAUUUCAGCAUGUGAAGAGGCACAAUGGGAAUUUGGCCUACAGAUCUUGUCAGCAAAAUCGCUUCAUUCACGACAUGUCUGGUGUCAAACAUGGCCUCUCUUGAAUGCAGCAGUGAGCAUGUUCGGCAGCGGGAGGACUUGGCGGCAUCCAGUGGAACUCCUCACAUCCCUUCCACUGACAGGCUUGGACUCAGAGGAAUGUCGGCCAGGUGUUGCAGCAGCUUUGCUUGUCCUUGCUGAAGAGGGGCAAUGGCCAGUUGCUUUGCAACUGCUUGAGCAGCUCAGUGUCAGGAGGCUACAAACGUGCUUCUCGAGUUGUAGUCCCUUGCUGACAUACUGCGAACAACAAGGACUGGCCGGACAGGAAGCCAGUCUGCAGCUGGCAUUUGAGCUGGGAAUGGAGGUGGAAACAAAGCUUGCAGCUGAGCUGGCUGGAAAAAAUGUCGUUCUCUCGUCCUCGAAUCCAGCGUGUCGGCGGUUUCAUGUGGGCUCACUAGGUGCGAUUUCAAUAUGCACAUCAUAUGCCUGUUGUUGUUUGUCAUGCUCAAGACGUCGUAGCCCUCCCCUGAAAUGGAGGGGUAGGAAAAGAGCAUGA